Paramisgurnus dabryanus is the source of this 1199-nucleotide messenger RNA. The record is from RefSeq and is a predicted model, not a curated record. NCBI's taxonomy places the organism in Eukaryota, Metazoa, Chordata, Actinopteri, Cypriniformes, Cobitidae.
AUGAAGCUGGACAGCGGUCACAACCAGUCUCAGAGUUGCUGGACAGCGACAGAGUGGAUGGAGACAGAACAGGAGUCCAAAGCGGAGGGUAGCGGAGGUGCUAUGAUCCUAGUAAAAGGAGAUGGCAGAGCAAGAGGUAGCAGACAGAACAGAGGAAUAUAUGAGCAGAGAUAUAUUUUUGUGGCUGUUUUAUCUUUACUAUAUCCAGUCAUGAUAAUUUCAAACUGUUUACUCAUAUAUAUAAUAUGUGUUGAAAGAGUGCUACAUAAACCAAUGUACCUCUUUAUUUGCAAUUUGGCAUGUAUAAAUUUAUAUGGGGCCUCUGCUUUUGCACCUUUUGUUUUGACUAAGAUUAUGACAAAGGACUAUCAAAUCAGAUGGCUUUCUUGUCUUGUGCAAAUCUUUUCUAUUUAUACCUAUGGUGGCUGUGACAUAACAAAUCUUACGGUUAUGGCUUAUGAUCGAUAUAUAUCUAUAUGUUAUCCUUUACAGUAUGAAAAAAUAGUCACCCCUAGAAAAGUGGUUGUUGGUAUUGCAGUUUCUUGGCUUUUGCCUUUUGCCAGAAAUACUGUCACUAUUGCAAUGACAGCUCAACUUAACAUUUGUGGAGUAAUCAUUGAAAAAAUCUACUGUGAUAAUUUUUCUUUGGUGAAGUUGGCAUGCACUGACACAUUAAGUUUUAACAUAUAUGGUGGAGUUAUGAUGUUACAGUUAUGUCUUACAGUUAUGCUGGUUGUCAUUAUUUUCUACACGUAUGUAAGGAUCAUUCUUAUCUGUUUGCAGCUGUCAAAAGGAGGGCGAGUUAAAUUCAGCACAUGUGUUCCCCAUCUAGUUGCAUUGCUAAACUUUGUAAUUGGUGGAUGCUUUGAAAUGUUCCAAACUCUGUUCAAUAUGCAACAUGUGCCUCACACUGUACGUGUAGUAAUCUCUUUGUAUGUGCUUAUUCUGUCCCCUAUCAUUAGUCCAAUUAUCUAUGGGGUAAAAACUCAGAAAAUAAAGGAGGUCAUAAAAGAGAUCCUCUGCGUGGGGCAGAGUUUGCUCUUUUCCCAGUUGACCCGAAGACCCAAACGGGCGAGAUGCCGAAGCGUUAAAUCUCUGUGCUCGCAAAGCGUCCGUCGAGAAUGCGCUAUUAUAAGCCAAUCGUCGAGGUAAGCCAAUAUGCGAACGCCGCUCUCUCUGAGGGGUUUUAACGCCGCCUC